CAAAAAAUAUAAUAUUCAUUACUAAUCGCUAUUUAGUUAUUACUUUAUUAGUUUAUAGUUCAUAUACUUUUUAAGUGUACUUUAGUGGUGCAGUAAUUGUUGAUUUAUUUUGCUCGGACUACACUAAACAUUUUCUUUACCAUAGACUUUGAUCCAAACACUUCGUGUUUUAAUUUAAACGUCCGAUUUUAAGCUCAAAGCAAAUUUAAUAAGUAUUUAAAUAUUAUUUUACCAUGGCACCCAAAACAGUAAUGGUUCGAAAUCGAAACAAGCUUAAUAAUAGUGUCUUUAUCAAAAAACUAAAUCGCUGUAUGAUAACCAAUAAUAAUUUACGUAAGCGUAUUGAAGAUUUAUCAGAAAAAAAUAAACAAUUAUCAACCACCAGGAAUAGUUUGUUAUUGCAGAAGUUGGAAUUGCAAAAUGAAAUUAAUGCUAUUCGAAAUUCAAAUACUCAACUAACCGCAAUGCAAAAUAUUAUGCAUAGAAAACUUAGUGCACUAGAACAAACUAUACAAAGCUGUGUACCUGCAUUGGUAACUAUGUCACAAUGUAUCCCAUCUAUGUUAGAAAGUGUACAUGAAAUGAAUAAAUUUGAGAUCACAAACUUUAACAAAGAAAAACAAACGAGAACUUCAAGACAUAUGAUCCAUGGUAUGACAAUUACUCAACCAACUGUUUCAAUAAAACAAUUUGAUAUGUCACCUAUCAUUGAAAGUCCUAACUCUAGUUCUGAACAAACUCCAAUAAGAUCAAAAAGAUCUAGUUAUAAAAGCUCACCACACAGCAAACUUAGUGUGGAACCAUAUGUAAGAUUUAAGGAUGUUGCAACUUUGUUGAAAAACUCCAAAACUGUUCCUGAUGAAAGUCCUAAACGUCAACUAAAUGAAAAUUUUGGUGAAGGCUCAAGUUGGUUGAAUACUCAAGAAAAUCAAAUCCAAUAUUUUAACGAAAAUACUAAUGCAACACAGUAUGUUAAUAGUUCUCCUAGAUUCGAUACAUCCAAUGAAGUUCAGGCUGAUGUACAAAUGACUACUUCUACUUUAUUUGGUAGUAUAGAUGAUACAUUUAAUGAAACUGAAGUACGGCUAAGUGAUGUAUUAUCUUCUGUUGAUUCAAGUAUGCUGAGAAAUGUAACAUGUCGGAAACGAACCAAACGAUCAAGUGAAUCAAGCAAUACAUCAGAUAUUAAUGAUUCAAUCUCUUCAGUAAGACCUAGUAGAUCUGCAACAAAAAAGAUUAACUACAAAGAGAAAAGCCUUGGCUGUAAACUCAGAAGAUAACUAUUUAAAUUGCCUAUCAUGAAAACUAAUAAUGAAAUUGUAUCUUAUAUUCAAUAAUAUAUGUUAAUUGU
Messenger RNA from Melanaphis sacchari, 1351 nucleotides. RefSeq lists its product as uncharacterized. Gene Ontology annotation, cellular component: chromosome, centromeric region; nucleus. Lineage: Eukaryota; Metazoa; Arthropoda; Insecta; Hemiptera; Aphididae. Gene Ontology annotation, biological process: meiotic chromosome segregation. The coding region runs from base 234 to 1280 and encodes 348 amino acids. The record is from RefSeq and is a predicted model, not a curated record. The transcript is spliced from 3 exons.